AUGGCAAAGUCUUGGACAGUACUUGGCCUAUUCUUCAUAACAGCUUUUACAUCUUAUGUCUCAGGUUUGGUGAUAGUCACUUCCUGUGAUGCGUGCCAUAAGCAUGCCUCCUGUGCACCUGUUCUGAAGAAAUCUCCCCCUCAGGCUGAUUCCUUUCCAGACACAUUCACCUGCUUCUGCAUUGAGGGUUUCUCCGGCAAUGGCAUCACCUGCUAUAACAUCUCGGCAUGUAGUACACUUGGGGCCUCCUGUUGCACUGAUGGGUACCACUGGUCUGAACAUGGCUGUAUUGACAUUGAUGAGUGUUCUAAUGAGAAGAAUCCCUGCUCUGCUCCACUACAGUGUAAAAAUACACCCGGGUCUUUUGCCUGUCUGCCCCCGGUUGCUUACACUAAAGAUACCAUGCUAAAUGUUGAGCUAGCCUCUAACCAACUGAGCUGUGGGAGUGAGGUGUGCAGCUCAGGUCAGGACUGCAUCAGUAUAAAUGGAGCUCUCCGCUGUGCCGAUCCCUGCCAGCAAUACACCAUUUUGGAUGACUCAUGGCGAUCCACUGACUAUAAGAUAAAUGAUACAGUGCACUGUGAUGUGGGCAUCAACUGGCAUGGCUGGUACAGGAUGUACCUGGGCAAUGCCAGUGUCUGGAUGCCUGAGAGAUGCAUCCCACCCAACACUUGUGGCACAAACGCCCCGAUUUGGCUCAAGACCCCCCCUCCGUCACCGUCAGAAGGUGUGGUGCAGGCCACUGUGUGUGCGAGCUGGUUGCCAGGCUGCUGUACCUUUCAGUUCUCCAUUGGUGUCAAAGCCUGCCCCGGAAACUACUACGUCUACAAGUUUGUCUCACCACCUCUAUGCUUCUUGGCAUAUGCAGCAGAUGCCAACUCAGCAGUGUGUGACACCUGCAAGAAGGGAGAGAGCUGUGUCAGUGCAAACAAGAUCACCUGGACGUGCAAGGCUCAAGCUCCAGACCCAGUGCGGCUUGCGGGCAGCAGUAACAGAUGUGAGGGCAGAGUGGAGCUGUACCAUGAUGGUCAGUGGGGUAUGGUGUGUGACGAUGGCUGGAACAUGAAGAAUGCUGAGGUGGUUUGUAGGCAGAUAGGUUGUGGGAAGGCCAUUUCCGCACCCAUGAAUGCAUUCUUCAGCCCUGGAACUGGCCCCAUCUGGCUGGAUAAUACAAACUGCACGGGUAAUGAGGCCUACCUGGUAGACUGCAGCCACAGUGGUUUUGAGAAUCACAGCUGUGGUCACCAUGAGGAUGCUGGAGUGAUUGCCAAGUACAUAUCUCUCUCAGAUGCAUCCCCUGAGCUGGUGUGUAACAUGACAACGAUGUUGGUGGGGGUUCCAAACAACUUCAGAUCCCUUGACCCUUCAUCAGGUCAUCUGGCAGACCCAAGCUGCACAGCUAGUCAUGAGGCCAAUGGCACUGUGUGGUACGAGGUGCAAAGCCAAGCAGGCAUGUGUGGAAAUGUGCUGAGGACAAACAGUACCCAGGCAAUCUACUCCAAUAUUUUAUACCUCUACCCUGUAAAUAUUUCUACAUUCGUACUUCCCACGGCAUUCCCCUUCUCCUGUGUUUACUCCCUGGACUCUCUCACAAGCUUGGAUCUGGCAGUGAAACCCUUUCUGCCGAUGCAGGAGUCAGGUCUGAUUGGUUUCGGCCCCAGUGCCCAUGCCUCCAUGUCCCUGUUCCAUGAUGACAAGUUCAUAUCAUCAUAUCCGCCAGGGCCUGUAACACUACCUGCUGGCAUGCCACUCUAUGUGGGUAUGACUGUGCAGGAGGUGGAGUCUACUCGCUUCAAUGUGGUUAUGGAGGAGUGCUAUAUUAUGGAUACACCAGAUGCCAAUAGCACUGAGAGAUAUUAUCUUAUUCAAAACCGUUGUUCCAGUAACCCACGUGAUGUGACAGUGAAUGAGAAUGGUGUGUCUCAGAGUGCACGCUUCACUGCACUGCUCUUCCUGUAUGAGGGCAACUAUAAUGAGAUGUUCCUGCAAUGCCACUUCACCCUGUGUGAUAAAACAACUGAGUCUUGCUCUGCGAAGUGUCAGACCAGAGCCACUCGCUCCAUCUCCAACCACGAGUUUCUCACCAUCGGGCCAAUUACCUGGAUCAAAGAAGGACAGUAACCUGAUCUACACAGGACCAUCCUAUUCAUGAUAAAUGUCCAUGUUUCUAAGGACCAAAUGUGGCUGAAAUUAUUAGAGACACGUAACUGCAUGAUGAAAUGGCUCGGGGGAUAGGGAGUAAUUUACAGUGUUUUGGCACACAAGGAAUAGAAUUAGGAGUGUGCCAAUAUUGAAUAUUCCAAUCAAAAUCAUUGCCUAAACUUUAA
Messenger RNA from Neoarius graeffei (lesser salmon catfish), 2327 nucleotides. Its product is annotated as uromodulin-like. Gene Ontology annotation, cellular component: membrane. Lineage: Eukaryota; Metazoa; Chordata; Actinopteri; Siluriformes; Ariidae. Bases 1 to 2121 code for a protein of 706 amino acids. Gene Ontology annotation, molecular function: calcium ion binding. The transcript has 10 exons. The record is from RefSeq and is a predicted model, not a curated record.